AUGGCGAAACUAGAGGUUGCCACGACCUUCCUCGCUUUCACCGCUCCUCGUGCCUUGAACUAUCGCUUCUCUUCUGCCGCCGUCUCGUUUUUCUCCAGGCGCAGAGCUACGACCGUUUCCGUCGGAGCGGCGACUCCGUCGUUAUUCUAUUCCCCGGUGGUUAAUUCUAGUCGCCUUCGAAGAUUCUCCUCUGUUUCGGCCUCAGCUUCCGCGCCGGCGCCACCGCAAACCGAAGAUUCCGAUGUUACCUCUAAGAUUCCGCAAGACAAUCGAAUCCCAGCUACUAUAAUCACGGGGUUUCUGGGCUCUGGCAAGACGACAUUGCUGAAUCAUAUACUGACCAGAGAUCAUGGGAAGCGCAUAGCUGUGAUCGAGAAUGAGUUUGGUGAAGUUGACAUUGACGGGUCACUUGUUGCUUCUAAAUCUGUGGGAGCAGAGGAUAUAGUGAUGCUCAACAAUGGCUGCCUCUGCUGCACAGUUAGAGGCGAUCUUGUGAGGAUGAUUUCAGAGUUAGUCAAUAAGAAGAAAGGAAAGUUCGACCAUAUAGUGAUAGAGACUACAGGAUUGGCAAAUCCGGCCCCGAUUAUCCAAACCUUUUAUGCGGAGGAGGAAAUUUUCAAUGACGUCAAACUGGACGGUGUUGUUACUCUAGUUGAUGCUAAGCAUGCUCGUUUGCAUCUAGAUGAGGUCAAACCAAAAGGUGUUGUCAAUGAGGCUAUUGAACAAAUAGCUUAUGCAGAUCGUAUCAUAGUUAAUAAGACUGAUCUUGUUGGUGAGCCAGAAUUGAGUUUGGUGGUGCAACGCAUAAAGACAAUAAACAGCAUGGCUCAGAUGACACGGACAAAGUAUGGAAACGUUGACUUGGAUUAUGUUCUUGGCAUUGGAGGUUUUGAUCUAGAGAGAAUCGAAAGCUCUGUGAAUGAAGAUGAUAAAGAAGAUCACGACGAUCAUCACCAUGAUCACGAGCAUGAUCAUGACCACCAUCACCACGAUGAACAUGAGCAUCAUCAUCAUUCUCAUGAUCACACCCAUGAUCCCGGUGUUACUUCAGUCAGUAUAGUCUGUGAAGGAAGCUUAGACCUUGAGAAGGCAAACAUGUGGCUCGGGACGUUGCUGAUGGAACGCAGUGAGGAUAUCUACAGAAUGAAAGGUCUUCUCUCGGUGCACACCAUGGACGAGAGAUUCGUGUUUCAAGGAGUCCAUGACAUCUUUCAAGGCUCGCCAGAGCGGUUAUGGGGAGCAGACGAGGCUAGAGUCAACAAGAUCGUCUUCAUUGGCAAGAAUCUGAACCGGGAGGAGUUAGAGAAGGGUUUUGAAGCUUGCUUGAUUUGA
Messenger RNA from Microthlaspi erraticum, 1332 nucleotides. NCBI's taxonomy places the organism in Eukaryota, Viridiplantae, Streptophyta, Magnoliopsida, Brassicales, Brassicaceae. The record is from the annotation of a GenBank genome assembly.